UAUUUUUUUUUGUUGUAGCUCUUGCCAAAAUGGAACCUGGCAAUGUUCUGAAAAAGUAUGUCCUGGCGUUUGUACAGCAUGGGGAGAAUCUCACUUCAAAACAUACGAUGGCAGAAUAUUUGAUUUCCACGGGGAAUGUGAAUAUAUUUUGAGUAAAGGAAAAAUGAAAGGCGCUUCGUACUCACUCUCUAUUCAAAAUGUACCGUGUGGUACAGGAGGUGCAACAUGCAGUAAAUCUUUUACUCUUGAAAUGGGUACAUUAACAACUGAUAGGGGAGACAUAAAUGAGUUAAUUGCUGAAGCAGAGAAGAUAACAUUUACAAAAGAUGAACCCAUGCCUAAAACAAGUCUCUCUUCACGAUUUGUUGUCUUUGAAUCGGGCCUGUUUGUUAUGAUUUACACCGACAUUGGUGUCACUAUCAGGUGGAACAAGGGAACGCUCAUCUAUGUCACUUUGGAUCCAAAAUGGAGGAACAGGGUGCAAGGCCUUUGUGGAAAUUUUAAUGAUGAUCAAUUAGACGACUUUUGCACUCCCUCUGGCAAUUUGCCAGAAGUAAAUGCCUCAAUAUUUGCUGACAGUUGGAAAAUUCACGAAUUCUGUCCCAAACCGCACACUUUCGAGGAUAUGUGUUCUAUUCACCCUCACAGGAAAAGCUGGGCUCAACACAAGUGCGGAGUGUUGAAAUCGGAAUUGUUUUCACCUUGUCGAGCUGUUGUGAAUGUGGAGCCAUUUUAUGAAAG
Parasteatoda tepidariorum (common house spider) is the source of this 741-nucleotide messenger RNA. Its product is annotated as hemocytin. Gene Ontology annotation, molecular function: protein binding. Gene Ontology annotation, cellular component: extracellular matrix. NCBI's taxonomy places the organism in Eukaryota, Metazoa, Arthropoda, Arachnida, Araneae, Theridiidae. The record is from RefSeq and is a predicted model, not a curated record.